Molecule: messenger RNA, 6106 nt
Organism: Ochotona curzoniae (black-lipped pika)
Lineage: Eukaryota; Metazoa; Chordata; Mammalia; Lagomorpha; Ochotonidae
Gene: BCORL1
Product: BCL6 corepressor like 1
Exons: 14
Coding region: 175-5529 (1784 amino acids)
Biological process (GO): negative regulation of transcription by RNA polymerase II
Cellular component (GO): nucleus
Molecular function (GO): protein binding; transcription corepressor activity
Source: RefSeq, a predicted model, not a curated record
CCUCACUCUUUCGCUCGCCGCGGCUGCUGCCAGUGUGUGGCUCUGUCUCUCCUCCGCUUUGCUGAGCCCUCCCUUCUUCCUCUCAGUUCCUAGAGUCCGACCGCCGUCGCCGCCGAGAGAGGAGAAGGAGGGGGAGUGGCCACAACAGGUCUUAUCUGGUGGUGAGUGGCUGUCAUGAUCUCUACGGCACCGCUCUACAGCGGCGUGCACGACUGGACCAAUUCUGACCGGAUUCGCAUGUGUGGCAUCAACGAGGAGAGAAGAGCACCUCUUUCUGAUGAGGAGUCCACGACAGGUGACUGCCAGCACUUUGGAUCUCAGGAAUUUUGUGUCAGCAGCAGUUUUUCCAAGGUGGAGCUCACAGCAGUUGGAAGUGGCAGCAAUGCCCGGGGGGCAGACCCAGAUGGCAAUGCGACAGAAAAACUUGGGCACAAAUCAGAAGAGCGGUGUGAUGAGCUCCAGCCGAAAAUGGACUAUGCGGGAAACACAACCGAGGCCGAGGGCCUCUUGGCACCACUGAGCAGCAUAGGGGACGGCCUCAAACUGCCCCCGGGUGAGAGUGCCGAGGCUGGCGAGAACAGGGCCAACUGCUCCUGGACUGCCCUCAGCCCCUCAAUGAGCAAGCAGACGGAGUGCUCCCCAGCACCGGCUGGGGCAAAGGCUUUGGACUCUCGCCAUACUGUCGGGGAAAAGAGUACCUUCAUUUUGGCAACUCUGGGAACUGGAGUCCCCGUGGAGGGGAGCCUGCCUCUGGUUACCACUAACUUUACUUCGCUGCCUGCUCCCAUUUGUCCCCCUGCUCCUGGUGCAGCCUCUGUUCCCCCGUCAGUUCCAGAUUCAUUCCAGGUUCCCCUCUCUGUCCCCGCUUCUGUGCCCCAUUCUGGGCUCGUUCCAGUCCAAGUUGCCACUUCAGUCCCAGCUCCUUCUCCCCCCUUAGCACCAGUCCCGGCCCUUGCUUCGGCACCCCCCUCCGUGCCCACACUCAUCUCUGACUCGAACCCUCUCUCCGUUUCAGCAUCCGUCUUGGUGCCUGUGCCAGCUUCUGCACCCCCAUCAGGCUCUAUUCCCUUGUCAGCUGCCGCUGCUCCUGCCCUCUCAGUCCCGGUCUCAGCACCGCCCUUGGCUCUAAUCCAGGCUCCCGUGCCCCCUUCAGCUCCUACAUUAGUCCUCACUCCUGUCCCCACUCCGGUUCUGGCUCCCAUGCCGGCAUCCACCCCUCCUGCCGCUCCUGCCCCUCCAUCCGUGCCCAUGCCUACUCCGUCCCCAUCCUCUGGCCCAUCUUCCACUCCCACCCUCAUCCCCGCCUUUGCUCCAACGCCUGUGCCUGCACCCACCCCAGCCCCCAUCUUCACUCCAGCCCCCACGCCCAUGCCGGCUGCUACACCAACUGCCGUUCCCACCUCGGCACCCAUCCCGGCCUCUUUCAGUUUGAGCCGGGUAUGUUUUCCUGCAGCUCAGGCACCAGCUAUGCAAAAAGUUCCCUUGUCCUUUCAGCCAGGGACAGUGCUGACCCCAAACCAGCCACUGGUAUAUAUUCCACCUCCGAGCUGUGGGCAGCCACUCAGUGUAGCCACACUGCCAACCACCCUGGGCGUCUCUUCCACUCUGACGCUCCCUGUCCUGCCAUCCUACCUGCAGGACAGAUGUCUUCCAGGCGUGCUGGCUUCCCCAGAGCUCCGCUGUUACCCAUAUGCAUUUUCAGUGGCCCGGCCUCUGACUUCCGAUUCCAAGCUGGUCUCUCUGGAGGUGAACAGGCUUCCCUGCACCUCCCCAUCCAGCAGUAUCGCCACCCAGACCACGCCCGAAGGGGUCCCUGGGCCUUUGGCAGAUACCUCCCUCACCACCACUUCUGCCAAGGUGCUUCCAACCUCUCAGCCUUUGCUGCCGCCCCCCAGUGGGAGCUCGGCUCCACUGCAUCCCACCAAGUUGCCGGGCGGUGCUGAGCAGCAAACCGAAGGGACUUCCGUUACUUUCUCUCCCCUCAAGUCACCGCCACAGCUGGAACGAGAGAUGGCCUCUCCAUCGGAGUGUAGCGAGAUGCCCCUCGACCUCUCCUCCAAGUCCAACCGCCAGAAACUUCCAUUGCCGAACCAGCGCAAGACGCCCCCCAUGCCCGUCUUGACCCCAGUGCACACCAGCAGCAAGGCCCUCCUCUCCACGGUCCUCUCUAGGUCUCAGCGUACAACCCAGGCUGCCGGCAGCAAUGUCACCUCCUGCCUGGGCUCUACUUCCUCACCCUUUGUCAUAUUCCCUGAGAUUGUGAGGAAUGGAGACCCGAGCACCUGGGUGAAAAACUCCACCGCGCUGAUCAGCACCAUUCCUGGCACAUACGUGGGAGUGGCCAAUCCAGUGCCUGCCUCUCUGCUGCUGAAUAAAGAUCCCAACCUGGGCCUCACCCGAGACCCCCGCCAUCUCCCCAAGCAAGAGCCCAUCUCCAUUAUCGAUCAAGGAGAACCCAAGAGCACCGGCACCAUGUGUAGCAAGAAGGGUGGCCAGGCUGGUGCUGAGGGACAGCCAAGCACAGUCAAAACUCGUUUCACCCCAGCCCGCAUUGCCCCUGGACUGCCAGCAUGCCAAACCAAGGAGCUGUCCUUGUGGAAGCCGUCGGCGCCAGCCAAUAUUUACCCACGGUGUUCAGUCAAUGGGAAACCCACCAGCACCCAGGUCCUGCCUGUUGGCUGGUCACCGUACCACCAAGCGUCUCUGCUUUCCAUUGGCAUCUCCAGUGCCGGGCAGCUGGCUCCCAGUCAGGGGGUGCCCAUCAGGCCCACCAGCGUCGUUUCUGAGUUCUCCGGCAUGCCAGCUGUUGGCUCUGGUGAAGCCGUGCACGGACUGCCUGAGGGGCAGCCACGGCCCGGGGGCCAUUUUGCUUCAGAGCAGGACACAGUCACAAAGAACAAAACUUGCCGGAUCGCUGCCAAGCCUUACGAAGAACAAGUUAGCCCCAUGCUGCUAACUCUGAGCCCGCAGACAGGCACCCUGGCGCUGUCUGUGCAGCCUAGCAGCGGGGACAUUAGAGGGACUCAGGGGCCUGAGGAAUCCGAGAGCCACCUCGGCCCUGACAGCACCCCUAAGCUGGAAGGCUCCCAGGGUGCUUGUGGCUUAAAGCUGGCAGGAGAUGCGAAGCCCAAGAACCAGGUGCUAGCCGCCUACAUGUCCCACGAGCUGGUCCUGGCCAGCCCUCCAAGCCUACGCAACCCGCCUGAGCUGCCUUUGCUACCUCAUGACAGCCACUCCCAGGAGCUCAUCUUGGACGUGGUUCCGAGCAGCAAGAGGGGCUCCAGCACGGAGCUUUCACAGCUUGGAAGCCAGGUGGAUCUGGGGCGGGUGAAAACUGAGAAGGUGGAUGGUGAUGUGGUCUUUAAUUUAGCUACCUGCUUCCGGGCUGAUGGCCUCCCAGCCGCUGCCCAAAGGAACCAAGCAGAAGUGAGGCCAAAGGGUGGGCAGGCACGAGUGAAACGGGAAAAUGUUGGGGUCCUUACUUGCAAGAACCAGUGGCAGCCAGAUGACAUGAUGGAACCCGUGCCUCCCAAGAAGAAAUGUGGCAAAGAGAAAGAAGGCGAAGAGCACCAGCAGCCACAGGCUAAGCCUGUAGUCCGGAGUUCCAUGGGGCCCAAGUGCCGGAAGCCACCUAGUGACCCCCCGGAACCCACGAAGAAAAGCCCCAGGGGAUCCUCCGAGUCAGGAAAAGAGCACAGUGCAGUCAGGGGAAAGCACAAGCAGCGGAAACCAGCAAAGCCAGAAGCCCAGUCUCCAGGGAAACGAGCUGACUGCCCUGAGGAAGGUUCCAUGGAGAAGAAAGCAAAGAGCAGUUUUCGGGACUUCAUCCCUGUAGUUCUGAGUACCCGCACGCGCAGUCAGUCUGGAAGCAUCUGCAGCUCCUUUGCUGGUAUGGCAGACAGUGACCUGGGAAGCCAGGAAGUUUUCCCCACCGAAGAGGAAGAGGAGGUGGCCCCUACCCCAGCUAAGCGGCGAAAGGUGAGAAAGACCCAGCGGGACACCCAGUACCGUAGCCAUCAUGCCCAGGACAAGACCUUGCUGAGCCAGGGACGAAGACACCUGUGGCGAGCCCGAGAGAUGCCUUGGAGGACAGAGGCUGCCCGGCAGAUGUGGGACACCAAUGAAGAAGAGGAGGAAGAGGAGGAGGAGGGCCUGGUGAAGAGGAAGAAGCGGAGACGGCAGAAGAACCGGAAAUAUCAGAGUGGGGAGUACCUUACUGAGCAAGAAGAAGAGCAACAGCGGAAGGGGAGAGCAGAUUUAAAGGCCCGUAAGCAGAAGACUUCCUCCCAAAGUUCAGAGCACUGUCUCAGGAACAGGAACCUUCUCUUACCCACCAAAACCCAGGGGAUCUCGGAUUCACCAAAUGGCUUCCUCACAAAUAAUUUGGAGGAGCCAGCCUGCCUUGAAAAUUCCGAAAAGCCAUCAGGAAAACGGAAGUGCAAAACCAAGCACAUGGCAAACGUCUCUGAAGAGACAAAGAGCAAAGGUCGUUGGAGCCAGCAGAAGACACGCUCGCCCAAGUCUCCCACCUCAGCGAAAGCCACGGAACCAUGCACACCCUCUAAGUCCCGAAGUGCCGGCCCGGAGGAGGCCACGGAAUCCCCCACAAUCCGGCAGAUUCCCCCGGAGGCACGGCGGCUCAUUGUGAACAAAAACGCUGGUGAGACCCUCCUGCAGCGGGCAGCCCGUCUUGGCUAUAAGGACGUGGUCAUGUACUGCCUGCAGAAGGACAGUGAGGAUGUGAACCACCGCGACAAUGCUGGCUACACAGCCCUGCAUGAGGCCUGCUCACGUGGCUGGACUGACAUUCUGAAUAUUCUCUUGGAACAUGGUGCCAACGUGAACUGCAGCGCCCAGGAUGGCACGAGGCCAGUUCAUGACGCAGUGGUCAAUGACAACCUGGAGACCAUCUGGCUUCUGCUGUCCUACGGGGCUGAUCCCACGCUGGCCACCUACUCGGGGCAGACGGCCAUGAAGCUGGCCAGCAGCGACACCAUGAAGCGCUUCCUCAGUGAUCACCUCUCAGACCUUCAGGGCCGGGCAGAGGGUGAUCCGGGCGUGUCCUGGGAUUUCUACAGCAGCUCUGUGUUGGAGAAAAAAGAUGGGUUUGCCUGUGACCUCCUGCGGAACCCUCCUGGCAAUGCCGAGCAAGAAGGAAACGAUGGCGAGGAGGACGAUUUCAUGUUCGAACUCUCAGACAAGCCUCUUCUCCCUUGCUACAACCUCCAAGUAUCAGUCUCCCGUGGGCCCUGCAACUGGUUCCUCUUCAGCGACGUCCUGAAGAGUCUGAAGCUGUCCUCCCGGAUCUUUCAAGCCCGCUUCCCGCACUUUGAAAUCACCACCUUGCCCAAAGCUGAGUUCUUCCGGCAGGUGGCCUCCAGUCAGCUGCUGAGCCCAGCCGAGAGGCCUGCGGGCAUGGACGACAGCUCCCCACCCGGCGCCUCGGAGACUGUGGAGCUGGUGCGCUAUGAGCCGGAGCUGCUCAGGCUCCUGGGCUCUGAGGUGGAGUUCCAGUCUUGGAGCAGUUGACCAGGGAAACAGCCCCCUACGGCAGUCCUUCUCUUCUUUCUCCUCCCAAGUUUGCCCUUCCCCCCCACCCCCAGCUUCACCUCCCAUGUCUCCUCUCUCCCCUGCCCCCCUCCACCGAGCACCAGACUGCAGAAUGAGGCAAUAAUACGGACCAACAAGAAGCCGCCUUAUUAAUGCCAGCAUUAGUGACUGGAUUUGUUUGUUUGUUUUGGUUACAAUUAGUUCUCAUCUCCCUGUCCUUGUUGUUGCAGUUGGUGAUGGGGGGAUGGGAAGUUGAAGUUCACGUCUGAGGCCGGUGGGAGGUCCCCCAGUGGUGGUGGGAGGUGGCCACCACCAGGGUCCAGAGGUUCUCUGGACAGGCCUUUUCACAUGACACCUGACACCACAGCGGGUGAGAAAGGAGAAAAAGCCUGAAUCUCUGAGCAGGGGUGGGAAGGGCCCCGCCCCCCAUCCCCCUGUGUUCUCCUGUCUGCCAUAGUAUUUAUUUUAUUAGUAUUUAAUUUGUAUUGUUUCAUUGGUUUCUGAUAAGUCUGUAUCACUGUGACAAUUUGAGACAACUCGUUUUGUUGAGGGAUAU